CGUCAGGCCGGGAGGAGUCACGUCGUUAGUUUCUAUUACCGAAGUCACUUAUUUAUUCGUCUAACAGCUCCCAUUCAACAUAAAUGUCAUUAUGUGUUCAUAAUGUAGUGUCUGUAUAUCGUCGACGUCACACUGCUGAUCAUCACCCUCGUACUUUUCGGUAGACUAUCGAAGGAAACAGACCGAACAGGGAAGCGGAACAAGAAAAGCAACUAUUUCUAUUAAAACAUCAGUCAGUAAACAAUUCAAGUUUUGAAUUCACACACCUGCCGUCACCCUAUGCAACCAUGUCCAUGGCCCUGAAACAGGUCUUCAACAAAGAUAGGACAUUCCGACCCAAGCGCAAGUUUGAGCCUGGAACUCAACGCUUCGAUCUGCACAAGAAGGCGCAGGCUUCCCUGAAUGCCGGGCUGGACCUGAAGCAGGCUGUGCAAUUGCCUCACGGAGAGGACCUCAAUGACUGGGUGGCGGUCCAUGUAGUCGACUUCUUCAACCGCAUAAACCUCAUCUAUGGCACCAUCAGCGACUCCUGCACUGAUCAGACUUGUCCCGUGAUGUCGGGCGGGCCCAAGUACGAAUACCGCUGGCAAGAUGAGCACAAAUACAAGAGACCCACUGCACUGUCCGCACCAAAAUACAUGAGUCUCCUGAUGGACUGGAUCGAGGUACAAAUCAACAACGAGAACAUCUUCCCCACCAAUGUAGGUACUCCCUUUCCAAAGAGCUUCAUGCAGGUGGCUAAGAAGAUUUUGUCUCGUCUGUUCCGGGUGUUUGUCCACGUCUAUAUCCACCACUUUGACCGAGUCAGCCAGAUGGGGGCCGAGGCUCAUGUCAACACCUGCUACAAGCAUUUCUACUACUUUGUCACCGAGUUCAACCUGACUGACCACAAAGAGCUGGAGCCACUGAAGGAGAUGACAUCCCGGAUGUGUCACUGAAGACCUGAAGAUGCACACCAGACAAACGCAUCCGUCCACAUGGAAGACUGCAGUUGUUAAAGAACAAAUAAAUUCACAAAAGAGUCUAUUUUUAUAUUUAAAGUACUGUAAUCUAUUUUAGCCGCUUGGUGUAGAUUUUAAACACACAGGUGAAUACUUCUGGUUCCUCUUUUUCUGUCGGAGCUCAGUAUUAAAAAGAUGUUUGCUUGUGAUGUUUUUUGUUUUGUUUUUAUGAUUAUGUUUUUCAAAUAUCAAAUCAUUCCAGAAUUGUAUGCUCUCUAUAUGAAUUCACCUAAAUUUGUAUGAAUUGUUGGUGUGUAUGGUUGACAUCCAUGUUGUCUCAAUAAAUUUUCUCAAUAUUUGAA
Messenger RNA from Synchiropus splendidus (mandarinfish), 1303 nucleotides. RefSeq names its product MOB kinase activator 3A (gene mob3a). Bases 288 to 938 code for a protein of 216 amino acids. Lineage: Eukaryota; Metazoa; Chordata; Actinopteri; Syngnathiformes; Callionymidae. Gene Ontology annotation, cellular component: cytoplasm; nucleus. The transcript is spliced from 4 exons. Gene Ontology annotation, biological process: signal transduction; positive regulation of protein phosphorylation. The record is from RefSeq and is a predicted model, not a curated record. Gene Ontology annotation, molecular function: protein kinase activator activity.